Molecule: messenger RNA, 300 nt
Organism: Cordyceps militaris CM01
Lineage: Eukaryota; Fungi; Ascomycota; Sordariomycetes; Hypocreales; Cordycipitaceae
Exons: 2
Coding region: 1-300 (99 amino acids)
Source: RefSeq, a predicted model, not a curated record
AUGAAGUUCUCCGUUGUCCUCCUCGCCGCCGCUGCCACCAGCGUUGUUGGCCAGACCGUCACUUCCACCACCAGCCGCUCCUCCUCCGCCGUCGCCUCCUCCACCAGCAGCGCCAAGUCCUCUGCCUCCUCGGCCGCCUCCUCCGCCUCCUCCGCCUCCAAGAGCUCGGCCAGCUCCGCGAGCUCUGCCAGCUCUGCCAGCAAGACGUCCACCAGCAAGGCCGCUGCCCCGACCAACGCCGCCCGUGCCGGUGCCGGUGUUGCCGCCGUCGCUGUCGGCGUCGCUGCCAUGAUGGUCUAA